This is a messenger RNA of Magallana angulata, 7953 nucleotides long. Its product is annotated as protein mono-ADP-ribosyltransferase PARP14-like. The transcript has 24 exons. Lineage: Eukaryota; Metazoa; Mollusca; Bivalvia; Ostreida; Ostreidae. Gene Ontology annotation, molecular function: NAD+ poly-ADP-ribosyltransferase activity; transcription corepressor activity; RNA binding. Bases 142 to 7401 code for a protein of 2419 amino acids. The record is from RefSeq and is a predicted model, not a curated record. Gene Ontology annotation, cellular component: nucleus; cytoplasm. Gene Ontology annotation, biological process: negative regulation of gene expression.
UUGGAUCGAGCAAAAACCGAAAGUAGAAUCGAGGAAAUUUCCAUGAAGAAUAUAACGAAAGAAGGAGGAAAACUUUCUGACAUUUUGUAUCAUCAUGGUUUUCGUUAAAAUACAUUUAUUACCGACAUCAAAUGGUAGAAAAUGAGCACCCGAGAAUCUUUGUCAAGAAGAUGUAUUCUUCUCAAACAAGUGCCAGACGACAUCGAUGAAGAAUGUAUACGCAGGCGGAUUCACGGCGUAGAGAAGUCCCACCGAUAUAACGAAUUUAGUCUUGAACCCUGUGAAGUAAGAUGGAUCGUUUUACUGGCAAACAUUGAAUCUGCAGAGAGAUUAAUCAGAGAUUCCCAGGUCCCUGUGUUGAGUUGCAGUGGAACAGAAUGUAAUCUCCGUGUUGGACCUUGUCCAGAAUGCAUCAUUCCUGAUGAUUGGUUGGAACCUUUGACCCCAGAGAGGAUAAGUAUGAACUUUCCCGAUGACCAGAUGCUGGACAGCAUAGGAAUGAGAAGUGUAAGAGAGAGAGAACAAGAGAAUAAUGCUCCAAAAACAGAUGUUUUUAAGAGAGUGGAAGAAAAGGAAGAAGAGGAAGAAAACCAGGACACGUAUGUCCCGAAGUUUGUCAUUCCUGCUAUUUCCUCGCCAUACAGUGGUCCAAAUUACAUGGCAGACUCUAACGAUUCCCGUCCAUACUCCAGUAUCAAGUCACAGCUUUCUGAGGAAAAGGAUGAGGCUAAUCAUGAUUCCAACCCUGGUGUUACUAAGUCAGAAGAUUUUGACUCAGAUCCAGAGAAAGUUCCAACGAUGGUAAAUGUUUCAAGUAGGAAAAAUGGUGAUGACGAAGACCCUUAUGCGACUAUUGAUGAUGUGAAUUUGAAAUCAUUCGUGAAAGAAGAUCAUGACACGCCCCCAUCUUUGCCUGAACGGCCAGGCAAAACUGAAAGUAAGGAUGAGUUUUCUUCAACUUACUUGGAACCAGUUUCUUUUAGUAAAAAUGGUGCUAAGGAAACAGAAAGUGCUUCAGAUGAAUAUCAAAGCAACAAUCCCUGGAAUGGGGGUGACCAUCCUGACAAACUUCAGUGUGCUCAGCCACAGAUAUUGAGCAAUACAAAUGCAGAAGUAAAUGCUUCAACAUACAUUGAGCCUUUAAAAAGGAAUUCCAGUGCCAACGAAAGUAAUAAGCAGGUACCAUUGAGUUUACCAUCAAAACCGCAUAAAGAAAACCAUUUUCAACCUUACGAAAAUGCAUCUAUUGGUUCCAAUAUGAAGGUUCCCACUUCUUUAGAAGAAAAUUCUAACACAGGAUGUCAAACUACCACAAAUACUGCAAAGCUUUAUCCUGUAAUUGGUGAGGAUUGCAAUAAAAUACCCCAGACAUUGGUUAACGAAGCCUACAAGAGUCAAGGGGCCAUACCAAAGGUUACAAGAGGAAAUACACAUCCUGGAAGUGUAGGGAAAGAUGUUGAUGCACUGUAUCAGAACCAUGAGAUGAUCAAAAGACCUGAUCCCUCUCCUUCUGUCCCAGAAACUGGGCAAAAUAGACCUGAUAGAAUGCCUGCGGGCUUCAGUGGAGCAACACCAGCACCAGGCAAUUUUGUUGACCAGACAGAGGCUAGGUUCGUGCCUCAGAAUGGACCAGUACCACCAUUUUUUCCAAAUUUUAUGAUGGCUCCUCUCAAUCCUCAAAAUCAGCAAAUUCCAAUGCCUAAUUUCAUGGAUCCAAAGUAUCAACAGCAGCAAAACAUUCAAAGUUUUCCAAGGACACCGUAUCCUGGCUUUCCUGUGCCAUUUUUCCCGUUUGGCCAACUACCAAAUCAAGGGAAUAAUAUUCCACAAACUGGAGAGAUAAUUCCAAUGCCUGAACCACAAUUUCCUGUAGUUCCUAAAGAGGCCGAGGGGGAAAUCCCCGUGGCUAAAACGGAGGAGAUGGAAUCUGAAACCAAGAAUACAAACCUGUUAGCAUCACCACAAAGAAGGAAGAAGAAACAAAGCGUGACCCCUAAACAGGAAGAUCAGAUUGAUGAUAAACCCACAGGGUCAGAGGGAACAUUUGACACUAUCAGAGUGAGGCUGAAACAACCAUUGACACAAGACACCCUGGAAAACUACUUUGAGAACAAACGGAAGUCAGGGGGAGGAGACAUUGAUUCCUUAACAAUCAUCAAAGGCACAGAAAUGGAAGUUGAAGAAGUUCUCAUCACAUUUUCAGAGUCUAAAGAUGCCAUGAAUUGUCUUCAGCAACAACACAUAAUAGAUAAAAAGAUCCUAAAUGUGCAGAAGUAUGACCCAAAUGAUCCAAGUCUGUGGGAAAUGGACAAGGCUCUAGUUACAGGUUUGAACCCUGUAACUACAGAGGACACGCUGAUGAAUUUUCUGGAGCCUGCAGCUGGUGUGGAACUAAAAGAUCUGGUGAGAGGGGCACAAGAAGAUGUAGCCAUAGUGGUGUUUGCAGAGAAACCAGAUUUUGCAAAAAUGUCAAAGAGGUGCAAGGAGAAAAAACUAGAAGGCAACACCUUAUUUGUACAGAUGGUGGAGAAAUGUCAAACUAUUUAUGUCAAAGGGAUUGACAAGUGCAUUACCUAUGACCUAGUAGAGAAUUUUUUCUGUAACAAGAGGAAAAGUGGAGGUGGAGAUGUAGAGAAGGUGGAUUACCAUCCAGAAGAUGGUUACUGUAUUGUGUACUUUGAAAAUCCAUCAGAUGCAAAAAAUGCUGCAGCAAAAGAAAAGUUUACUAUUAAUGAUAGAGAGAUACAAGCACAGAUGUACUUUCCUUGCCUGGGCUUGCCAGAACAACCAAUGAAUUGGGAAGACAUGCCCUAUGUCUCUUACAAAGGCAAUGAAUAUAUUGUCAAGUUUGUCAAAAACCUCCCAAAAGAAUGUAGCCAGAUUGAAGAGGCUUUACAAAAGAAGUUUGUCAAGGUAGAGUGGCCAAAAUCAAAGUCAGAUUUCACUGUCAAUUUACAAUGUACAGUUACAAAAGAUGUGAAGAAUGCAAAGGAAAUUCUGAAAAGCUGGAAAGAAGAAGCAGAGGUAGAGAUGGAUAGACAUAUGAAUAAAUAUGUUUGUCAAAAGCAUUCUACAGUACCAGAGGCAUGGCAAGCACUUCUGGCUCAGUUGAAAACAUUGACCAUUGAUCAACCAGACAGAGUGGCAGUCCUUUUGGACAAGAAAAAACACACAGUUAUAGUAGCUGGCUAUGAGGAAAAUACUGAGGCCCUUACCCGGAUAAUCCUAAAUCUUAUCAAGACAGAGGAAUCAAAAAUUCAAAAUCAAACAGAGAAAAUAAUGAAAAACAUACCUUUAGAUUUUCAUAAGUGCCAGCAACUUUGGAAAACUCAUUUUGGGAAGAAAUUGGCGAAUGAUUUUCCAGAUCUUGAUUUUCAAGUUGAAAUCAACAAAAAAGAGGUGAAUUUGACUGGAAAGCCAACAGAAGUCAAUGAGGCUCUGAUCAAGAUGCAUGAAUAUCUGAUGAAUACAAAGUCAAAGUCUUUGAACAUUUCAAAAGAACGUUAUGAAAUUUUUAUGAAGAAAGAAGUGAAAGAAGGUUUUAUUGCAGAAAUGAAAGCUAAAGGCAACAAGGCAGUUUGGAAUGUGACAGAAGACAAAGUUGAAAUGACAUCGUCAAAUUCGAAAAUGGCUGAUGAAGCAUUGGAGAUCUUCAAGGAGUUUAUUCCAGAGAAAAAAAUUCAAAUGAAAGACCUUGUAAAAGUUUUGACUAUGCAUGACUGGCAAGCUUGUGUAAAGGAACUAAGAGACAAACAUAAUGAAAAACUGAACAUUUCUUCUUCAAGCUCUGAAGUUUGUGUUACUGCUACUAAAGAUAUUUUUGAAAAUGUAUGCAAGCAGAUAGAACAUGUUAUGAAAAUCUGUUCUGAGAAAUGCCGCAUUGAUCACAGAGUUGUGAAAUUGUCCCAGCAACAAUUUAGCUACAUAAAAUAUUUUGGACAAAAUAAAAUUGGACAAAUCGCAAAUGCAUGUAAUUCAAAAGAGUUGGAAAUAAAACAAAACCAAUCGGACUGUUCAAUAGAAAUUACAGGCAAUGAUGAAGAUGUAAAAAAAGCCUAUGAAAGUUUGAUGAGAUUUAUUAAACACCUUCGUGAAGAUUCUUGCAGCAUAAACAAACCUGGAGCUAAGGUGUUCUUUAACUCAAGUAAAGGUCGAGAAGCGAUGAAGAAAGCUGGAAAAGACACAUCCUGCAUCAUUUUGAAUAAAGAGGGAAUACGACACAUUAAAGAAAAUAGGGAGAAUGGAUCAUUUAGAGGCAAUAGAAGAACAUUCUAUAGUUUGCCUAUAAAAAUUGCUGAAUGUGAGCUGCAGUUUUGUGAUAAGAAGUUUAUUGUAAUGAAGGGAGAUGUUACAAAAUUGAAAGUUGAUGUACUUGUGAAUGCUGCAAAUGGAGAGUUAGAUCAUUGUGGAGGUUUAGCCUUGGCAAUAUCUAAAGCAGGAGGAAAGUCUAUUCAAGAGGAAAGUAAUACAUACAUUGCGUCCAAUAAGAUUGUUCCAGAUGGUGAGGCGAUACCUGCUCAACCAGGUGAACUCCCAUGUAAACGGCUGCUCCAUGCCGUGGGGCCAAGAUGGCGUGAUGGAAGUCACAAAGAGGAACAAUUGCUCAAAAAAGCCAUAUUUAAAUGCUUGGAAUUGACAGAUAAAUAUAAGCAUUCUUCCAUAGCUAUCCCUGCAUUAAGUGCUGGAAUUUUUGGAUAUCCAGUGGCAAAAUCAGUGAAGGUCAUUCUGGAUACUAUUGAAUCAUACAUCAAGACUGUACCCUCCUCUUCAAUCAAAGAAGUUUACUUCUGUGAUGUGGAUGACACCAUUGUCAAGGAAUUUGUCAUAUGUCUUAAGAAAAAGUUUGGACUGGAAGUGAAGGAGUUUAGUGGAGAUGAACACGUCCAAAAAUCACCAGUUGAGAACGCAGGUUCUGAUUCAGAAGAAGAGAAGCCCAGAAGAAGCUGGUCUAGGUCUGAGAAGCCUAUCUGUGAGAUAAAGGUUAUCAGUGGUGAACUGGCAAAAAUGAAGGUUGAUGUGAUUGUGAGUUCCACUGACAAAUCAUUAAACCUCACUCUUGGUGCUACAUCCAAGAGUCUGCUCAGGGCAGGGGGUGAGUCUCUGCAAGAAGAAUGUACAAUGAAGUACAAACAUGGUGUUCAACCAGGAGAAGUAGCCAUGACCAAGGGAGGUAAUCUCUCUUGUAGGCAAGUGUAUCACGGAGCAGUAAAGAAGUGGGAUUACAACAGAGGAGAUGCACUCAGUAGGUUCACUGAAUUUGUUAAUAAUUGCUUGCGAACGGCGGACAAGAAUUGGAUGAGUUCCAUGGCAUUCCCAGCACUAGGGACAGGAAGACUGGGUUAUCCCCCUGAUCUUGCUGCAAAGACAAUGCUCAAAUGUUGUAGAGAUUUCCUACGUCAGAAUAGUUCAACUUUAUUGAAAGAGAUUAUCUUUGUUGUCUAUCAUGAAGAUAAAGAUACUCUCCAGACAUUUCAAUCUGUAAUGAGUUCAGAGGAUGUGAGUAGAGGAACAGAGACGUCAAGGUCCAGUUACCCACAGAGGCGGAGUACAGAUCAUGGUCGCAGAGAUAAGAGUUUCAAGCUGAAUAAACUUAAUGUCGAGAUUCGUCAAGGGGACAUAACCCAGGAGAGAUCUGAUGUUGUAGUCAACAGUGUUACUGAGAGUUUGGACUUAUCUAAAGGUGCAGCCUCCAAGGCUAUCCUAAAAGCAGCAGGAGACAAUAUUCAGACUGAGUGUAGAAGAGGAGGAAUGUCCUUGGCAGCAGAUGAUUUUAUUGUGACAUCAGGAGGAAGAAUGUCGUGUAAGCACAUCAUUCAUGUGAAGGCUCAGAAAUCUGCCGACGGGUGGGAGAACAUGGUGAACAAAGCUCUGGCUCAUGCUGACAAGAUAGGGAGUCGAUCCAUAUCCUUCCCAGCUCUAGGAACAGGAAUGAGAAACACUGAUUCUGCAGAAAUUGCAAAGGCCAUGUUUACGGCCAUGAGGAAAUUCCAGCCAAGCAGUCUAGAGACAGUGAGAGUGAUCAUAUUCCAGAAAGACAUGGUCUCCAUUUUUCUCUCUACGUUAAAGUCAAUUCCUCAGGGGAUCUUCACUCAAGCUAAGGACUUCUUUAAAGGAAAGUUCAAUGAUGUAGUUUAUGGGGAUGAUGAUGCCAGCAGAGAACGACCUCAAUACCAGCGACAUCAGAGUGGUAACCGUGGUAGCAGGGGUCACAUGCAACAACCAGUGGAGGAAAAUGUCACAUUCCUGAUUCUGUCUAACUCGGAGGAAAACAUCAGAAAAGCUAAAAAGAGUCUGGAUGAGGUGUACAAGUGUUAUGACAUUGAUGCUUCAAAGCAAAAAUUGAAUGACAGACAGAUAGAUGCAAUUAAAAGGAUUGCAAAGGGAAUCGACUGCCUUUGUACAGAAAGUAAAAUUCUGUUAAUGGGGCCUGCAAAUGAAGUCAAUGAGGCCACUGUAGACAUUCUUAAAUACCUGCAUGAAGUGAAAGACAAAGAAAAAGCCCAGGCAAUCCAGAUGUAUGUCAAAUGGCAAUAUGAAAUUUCACCUGAAAAAUGGAUGACUUUUAGAGAUGAAAUCAACAUGGAGAUAGAAACAGCUUACAAGGAAAAGAAAAUUACUUGUGUUGUAAAAGAUAGAACAAACACAGAAUAUAUCAUUGAUUUUAAAAAAAUGGAGGAAUAUGAGAAAAGCAACUAUAGGAAAAAAUACAAGAUAAGAAGAAUGGACAAGGCAGGUGGGACAUCUGUUGGUUUGCCUGUCAAAUGGGCUCACAUGAAGAGUGAUCAGACAAUGGUGGAGGUCAAGCUAUCACCACAUGACAAGGAAUACAAGGAUGUACUGGCUCGGUUCAGUGCCACCAGCGGUGGUUCUGUUUCAAUAUCAGAGAAAAUAGUUCGGAAGCUAAAGACACAGAUGUCUGCCUCUUAUGAGGUGAAAAAAAUUGUAGAGAUAAGAAGAGUUCAGAAUCCAUCCCUGUAUCAACAAUAUGCUGCCAAAAGGAAAGAAAUUAGCAUUAGGAAUAAAAGGGACCCUGAGAAAUGGCUGUGGCAUGGAACAUACCCCGAAACAGUGGAUAAGAUUAUAAACAAUGGAUUCAACAGAAGUUACUGUGGCAAACAUGGGACGUCUUAUGGAGCCGGUGUUUAUUUUGCUGUGAAUGCUUCAUAUUCACUCGGUUAUUGCGGCGGAGAUUCCAGAGGACGUAAGCACAUGUUCUCAGUCCAAGUAGCCACUGGAGAUGCUUGUCAGGGGAGUGGAAGUUUGCAUGUUUUGCCACCGAAACCAGGGGCUGGAGGUCAUGUGACAUACGACUCAGCAACAGACAACCCUUCCAAUCCCGGGAUGUUUGUGAUAUUUCACGACAGCCAAGCCUAUCCAGCAUAUCAUAUCAUAUUCCAAUGAUAUAGAAGCAUUCCAAAAAUCUAGUGCUGUUUGUUUUAAGGCAAAUGUGCUGUUUAAGACUGUGGCUGUGAUACAUCUUGCUAAAAUUACUACAUAUUAAGGAAUGUAUAAUGUUUGUACCUGUAUGGUGCCUUGCAUGUUUGUUUUUCUAUAAAAAAUUUUGAAUCUGUAAAUUAUAAAUAUUUGUAUAUUAUUUAUUGUGACUUUUUGAUAAUUGUAUUUGAUUUCAAUGAUAUUUACAUUUUCCAAUUUCUUUGCCUGUGAUAACACUACGUAUCGAUUUUGUACUAUAUAACCCAUGACUACAAAUAACGCCAAAUUGAGGCGUCAGCGGGUUUGCUUAUUUAUAUUUAAAUAUUUAAUUUGACACCGUUCCUUGUUUCUGUCUACAUGAACGUGCUGAUCAUAGAUCACUUUAUGUUGUUUACUAUUUUAUUCAGAAGUAUUAUUAUAUUUAUAUUAUUAUUAAUGUAUAUUACUAUAUAUAUUUAUAUUAUAUUUUGAAUAUCAAAAAUUUGACACAGCAGAUUACAGUUAUUAUUUGUACAUGUU